AUGAAAACGAUAGCAGUUCCCUAUGAUGAGAAUAAUGAUGAUGAUGAUUCGGAUGAUGAUGAUGAUGAUGAUUCGGAUGAUUCGGAUGAUGAUGAUGAUGAUGAUAACUGUGAUGAGAAAACUGGACAAUGCGCCAUGGAUUAUCUCCGUCCGAAUGUGUUGUCAAGUGUUGCUCCCGGUUACUCUCUGCGUGUUUACCCUGCCAUGUACUCUCGUGUACUGACUAACGCUAUUCGUUGGUCCGAAUCGUGA
Molecule: messenger RNA, 252 nt
Organism: Echinostoma caproni
Lineage: Eukaryota; Metazoa; Platyhelminthes; Trematoda; Plagiorchiida; Echinostomatidae
Source: the annotation of a GenBank genome assembly